Messenger RNA from Anopheles gambiae (African malaria mosquito), 1424 nucleotides. RefSeq lists its product as uncharacterized. The coding region runs from base 46 to 1182 and encodes 378 amino acids. The transcript has 3 exons. The record is from RefSeq and is a predicted model, not a curated record. Lineage: Eukaryota; Metazoa; Arthropoda; Insecta; Diptera; Culicidae.
GAAUAAUCUGCAGUGAAUCUAGUGUUAAAAAGUGAAUCAUUCAAAAUGCACCGGCUUCUUACUCUGAUCCUGUGUGUGAUUACUGUCCAGGCGCAGCUCGAUACGUUCGACUACUGCAUCCGUAUGACUCCUUCCCCCGGAUUGCUGCAAUGUGCCGGCCAGCAAGCACUCUCGUCGCUGCAGUUUCUAGAGGAAGCGAACAACUUCACACUCACCAACGGAUUGCUCAUGAUCAAGGAUGAGUCGCUAGUUCCAUCGUCACGCAUCAUCCCCAACAUCGUUGACCACGAUCCGCUCGAUUUCAGAGGAAUUCUGGAGAAUGCAGGUGCCGUGAUGGCGCAGCGGCAACUACUCUGGGACAUGGGCAUCAUCUAUCCGGGACUGAAGCUCAAGCUGGGCCCAACCAUUGGUGCAGCCGGGCUGCUGGAAUUUGUGCUCGAUCCGUCCGUGCAGAACGACGAACGGUCGCUGUUCGAAGAAAAAUCGACAGCACGGAUACUAACCAAAAGCUUCGUGGUGCCAUUUCUGCUCGGGCUUAAAUUCAACCUGGCAACACUGCUGCCGCUCGUAUUUGGCGGGCUCAUCCUACUCAGCAAGAAGGCGCUCAUCCUUGGCAAAAUAGCGCUUUUCCUUUCCGGUUUGUUCGGAUACGGGUCAUUUCUAACGCCUGCCCUGUACGGCGGCGGAUACGGUGGUUAUGGGGGAGGUUUUACCGGUGGUCACGGUGCCAUCGGUGGAUUCGGGUUCGGCGCCAAACCCUUCCGUUACAACAACCCUCUCGCCGACAGUCCCGACUUUGACAAUCAUCAACAUCAUCACCAUCAUCAUCACGAUGACUACCACCAUGGUGCUGGAACGUCCCAGGAUUCGCAGACCAGCGGCGGGUACUACAAAAAGAAGGACAAGUUCCUCAAUCUGGAUGAGCGCGUUGAGCCACAAACGGCGUCCUCGCUGGUGGACAAAUUCUACGAGUACGAGAAGCAACAGAUGCUUAAAGACCGAACGGCACGACUGUUUGAACGAAAGUUUUACGAGCGGGAGCAACCUCAUGCAGGUGGUGGAUCCGCUGGUCCUGACUAUCCCUUCGUCACUCCAGACUUGGCAACGGAGCGCAACGAACGUUCACUACCGGACGGUGGUGAUGGAUCUAGCAGGCGGAACUUUGCCUGGAGCGAUCACUAGUGCAGGAAAGCGCAAAUUGACGCGUUCAAAGAAAGCGUACCAAACAUCGUAUGUCUCAGUAUUAAGAGCAUUUUUCUGCUAAAUGCUUUUGAACCAUUGGCAAGCUGGUGAUGAGUUUACAUAUUAACUAAUUUGCUCCGAGUUUGUAGCAUCGGAGUAAGUCUCUACUGUAUUUUCAUUAUAUGAAAUUUUUACUUUUAUAUUUUCUUUUAAAAUAAAAUUAAUUUACACAACCAACUUAA